AUGGACAUUGACGAUAUCCUAAGAGAGUUUGAAGAGUCCUCAAAUAAGCAGAAUGAACUCGCUUCCACGACAAACAUAGCGCAAGAGCUCACCACGGCAAUGAUGAAUGAGCGCAUGGCACCCGAGCUACUCCCGUACAAAUCAUCACUAAUGAAAUCAAUCUUGACCCAUAUAACCAACCAGCAACAGUUUCUCUUGGACAGCCACGAGUACGGCGACAUGAAUAGCUCGAACGGGGUAAUAAGCGACGAUUUCAAGCUUCGAUUAAUGAUUAUCGAGACCGACGUGGAGCGCACCAGUUAUUUAGUGAGGUUAUAUCUUCGAACUAGAUUAACCAAGCUCAACAAGUUUACACUAUACUAUAUCAACGAGCUGCAUAAAGAAAAUGAUACAGACGGUGAUAACAGUGCGGCAGCGACGGCACGGGCGACGGCGACGACGACAUCAGGGGGAGCUUCGAUGCUUCUUUCCCCCGAGGAAAAAGAUUACAUUCACCAAUACAUGCAUUUGCUAACCCAGCUAUACAACAACUGUUUUUUGAAAAAACUACCCAAGUUCCUCACCUUGCUAGAUGACAAUGUAGGUGGGCAAAACAUGACGAUAGCGCCAGAGUUGGAUCUGUUGGUGUUUGUGAAAUGCACGCUGGAUAUACCCAUCGCGGUUCAAUUGGACGACGACGAGAUUGACAUGGAGAAAAAUGGGGUUUACGUGGUCAAGUACCGGUUCAUCAGAAGCUUACUCGCAACAGAAGACGUGGUAUUAAUAUAA
Molecule: messenger RNA, 768 nt
Organism: Lodderomyces beijingensis
Lineage: Eukaryota; Fungi; Ascomycota; Pichiomycetes; Serinales; Debaryomycetaceae
Source: the annotation of a GenBank genome assembly